AUGAGGUUAGGAGGUCGAAAAUGAGUUAGAAAGGAACAUUGAAGAAGAGCGGCGGCGGCGGUUGGGAGUCGAAUGGUGUGGAAUUUUGGUAAUGGGAGGAGGAGGGAUCAACAAGAGGGAGAAAAGAGGUUCUUCACCAUCGUCCACAUCGCCCUGUGCCGAGCUUAGAGACGCUUACCACAACUGCUUCAACAGGUGGUAUUCGGAGAAGUUUGUGAAGGGUCACUGGAAUAAACAGGAGUGCCUUUCCGAGUGGCAGAAAUACAGAGAUUGCCUCUCGCAACAUUUGGAAGAUAAGCAUCUGAGCCGGUUCUUAGAGACCGAUGGUGUUGCUGAUUUGACUGAUCAGGCUGAUUCUCAAAAUCCCAAUGCUGCCUUCAAAUGAUUCGCGUUGCACAUAAUCUUUUUUCCUUGCUAGAGAUGAAUCGUCUAUGGGCUCUUUCAUGGGGGAACGGGUCAUGUUGGAGGAUUCAUUGAUGGCUGCCUAUAUCUGUCCUGCUAAUGAUACACAUGGAUCUUCAUUGCUCCUUGGAAGUUUGAAUGAUGGAUUUGAUUUCAUGAAGCUUUAAUGAUGGUUUCCAUGACAUUUGGGAUUUGGAGUUUGAGGGAACCUAGGAUAUGGAUGAAUUUCAGUACUUCUCUACAACUUGAUGAUGCAUUUCAGUUCUCUUAAAGACGGAUUUCAUCAUGAAUCUUCAAUAAGGGAUUUUGUGAAUGGCUAUAAUCUUCACAUUUUUAUUUUC
Molecule: messenger RNA, 743 nt
Organism: Diospyros lotus (date-plum)
Lineage: Eukaryota; Viridiplantae; Streptophyta; Magnoliopsida; Ericales; Ebenaceae
Exons: 4
Coding region: 92-385 (97 amino acids)
Source: RefSeq, a predicted model, not a curated record